Lacerta agilis (Sand lizard) is the source of this 3316-nucleotide messenger RNA. RefSeq names its product tripartite motif containing 67 (gene TRIM67). Gene Ontology annotation, molecular function: zinc ion binding; protein binding. The record is from RefSeq and is a predicted model, not a curated record. NCBI's taxonomy places the organism in Eukaryota, Metazoa, Chordata, Lepidosauria, Squamata, Lacertidae.
AACUCGUUCUCUCCUUUCAGUCACAUAGCAAGCGAUCACCUAUUUGCUGAAAAAGCUAUUCCCGCCCCCUUUACGGUUCUUUUCCCUUCUGUCUCCCCUUUAAUCUAUGCAACAUGAAUUCCAGCUAGCCGACUACUAUGCUAACUGCAUACACCAAGGGCAAGGAAAUUCCUUUGCAAUAAACAAUAGCUGUCUUCCACCCCUUUGGCUGCAACUAGGCAAGGUCAGUCCCGCUGCGGCAGCAGCUACAGCGACUGGAAAAGACCCCCGCCUCCAGCUCUACUAUGCGUGCAGAACUCAGCAGCUGUACAUCAGGAAGAGCCGGCCAACCCCAUCAGCGCUAUUGAACUCAACCCAAAGGAGCUGUCCAACUCUAUCGUGGUGCUGAACCGAGCUAGAGCAACACAGCUGGGAAAGCUGUCUAUCCGCGCCGCGGUGCUGAACUCAGCAACAUCAGCUCAGCAAGAAGCUGUCCAUCCUGCCGUGGUGCUGAAAGCUGACUCCUCUCCGACAUCUUUCCAGCUGCAAGAACAGCAGCAGGAAGAGACAGAGGCUACUGUGGAACAUGGAGGGAAAGGGCUCCCGGAAGAGCAGCAAUAAGGCUGACUGCACCCCGCUGUAUCUGCGCUGAUCGGUUCCAUCCCAGCCCGCUCUCGCUGUUUUGACACAAAGCCACCCGCAGCCAUGGAAGAGGAGCUGAAAUGUCCCGUGUGCGGCUCGCUGUUCCGGGAGCCCAUCAUCUUGCCCUGCUCGCACAAUGUCUGCCUGCCUUGCGCCCGAACCAUCGCCGUGCAGACCCCGGAGACCGAGCAGCACCUGCCCGCCAUGCUGCACCCUCGGGGCCCUGCGGCAGCGCCGGGGCCCGGAACCGGAGCCUCCGGACCAGCCUCUCUCGACUACGACUGCGGGGCCGGAGGGGGAAGCGGAGCAGGCGGAGGGGGCGGCGGAGGCGGCGUGGAUCAUGCGGACAAGCUGAGCCUGCACAGCGAGACCGACAGCGGCUACGGCUCCUACACCCCGAGCCUUAAGUCUCCCAACGGGGUGCGGGUUCUGCCCCUGGUACCACCUCCUCCGGGCUGCUCCUCGGCGGCGGCAGCCCCUCGGGGUGGAGGCACCAGCUCCUCGCUGACCUGCCCGCAAUGCCAUCGCAGCGCCUCGCUGGACCAUCGCGGCCUACGCGGCUUCCAGCGCAACCGGCUCCUGGAGGCCAUCGUGCAGCGCUACCAGCAGGGCCGGGCCGCCGCCUCGGCAGCCGCCAAGUGCCAGCUGUGCGACCGCAGCCCCCCCGAGCCGGCCGCCGUUAUGUGCGAGCAAUGCGAGGUGCUCUACUGCGCCUCUUGCCAGGUCAAGUGUCACCCGUCCCGGGGGCCCUUUGCCAAGCACCGCUUGGUCCCUCCGCCCAGCCAACAGGGAGCCCCGAGCGGAGCGAGCGGCGGGGCAGCUAGUGGCGGCGUUGGCAGCAAAGCGCCCGGGGCUGCCCGCAAGCCCCCGACCUGCGCGGAUCACGAGCUGGAGAACUACAGCAUGUACUGCGUGACCUGCCGGACUCCCGUCUGCUACCAGUGCCUGGAAGAAGGCAAGCACGCCAAGCACGAGGUGAAGGCCUUGGGGGCCAUGUGGAAGCAGCACAAGGCACAACUGUCUCAGGCUUUAAAUGGCAUUUCAGAUAAAGCAAAGGAAGCAAAGGAAUUUCUGGUUCAGCUGAAAAAUAUACUACAGCAGAUACAGGAAAAUGGCUUGGACUAUGAAGCCUGUCUGGUGGCUCAGUGUGAUGCCUUGGUUGAUGCUUUGACUCGUCAGAAGGCAAAACUGCUCACAAAAGUUACCAAAGAGCGUGAACACAAGUUAAAGGUUGUUUGGGACCAGAUAAACCACUGUACUCUGAAGCUGCGCCAGUCUACAGGGCUUAUGGAAUAUUGUCUUGGUAUCAAAGAAAAUGACCCUUCUGGGUUUUUACAGAUUUCAGAUGCUUUAAUCAAACGUGUUCAAGUGUCUCAGGAGCAGUGGGUCAAAGGAGCUCUGGAACCCAAAGUAUCUGCUGAAUUUGAUCUCACUCUGGAUAGCGAGCCAUUGUUGCAGUCAAUUCAUCAGCUGGACUUCAUUCAGAUGAAAUGUAGGGUGCCGCCAGUCCCACUCCUGCAGCUGGAGAAGUGCUGCACUCGAAACAACAGUGUGACCCUCGCCUGGAGGAUGCCACCUUUUAGCCAUAACCCAGUGGAGGGUUACAUCUUGGAACUCGAUGACGGAGACGGUGGCCAAUUCCGAGAAGUGUAUGUUGGUAAGGAGACCCUAUGCACUAUUGAUGGCCUUCAUUUCAACAGUACAUACAAUGCAAGAGUCAAAGCCUUUAAUUCAUCAGGAGUGGGCCCUUAUAGCAAGACUGUUGUUUUACAGACUUCUGAUGUGGCCUGGUUUACAUUUGAUCCCUCUUCAGCCCAUCGGGACAUAGUCCUUUCAAACGACAACCAGACUGCUACUUGCAGUAGCUAUGAUGACCGUGUCAUCCUGGGCACAGCAGCUUUCUCAAAGGGAAUUCACUAUUGGGAACUGCAUGUAGACCGUUACGAUAACCAUCCAGAUCCAGCCUUUGGAAUUGCUAGAAUCAACGUUGUCAAGGACAUGAUGCUAGGAAAGGAUGACAAGGCAUGGGCUAUGUAUGUUGACAACAACCGCAGCUGGUUCAUGCACUGCAAUUCUCACACCAAUCGAACAGAAGGGGGUGUUUCUAAAGGCGCAACUGUAGGUGUUCUUCUGGACCUCAACAAGCACACCCUGACCUUUUACAUAAACGGGCAACAGCAGGGACCUCCAGCAUUUGAAAAUGUGGAGGGCGUCUUCAUGCCUGCAUUAAGCCUCAACCGAAAACGUGCAGGUGACUCUGCACACAGGACUUGAGGUACCUCAGACUGUCAGACCACCAAAGCUGCCGAGCAACUGAGCUCCUCUUACGUAAAUCUGAGCUGGAUUUUAUAAUCUUUUCUAAAUAGAUUUUGGCAUAAAUAUAUACAAAGCAUUCGUCAUUUAGAUCAAAAUCAGAAUUGGUUAUUAGAGUUAGUAACCUAACGCUGUUUUUUUUGUCUACAUGCAUUUCAAAAUGUUACAACCUUCUGAGAGUGCUUGCAUCACCAAAUUUCCUGUGCAUUAGCAGUGCGUGAAACCUGAUUGGUCUGCCCAUCUAAAAUCAAUCACAUAAGUGGAUUUUUUUUAAAUAUCAAAAAAUGCCUCAUUUUCCUUUUCAUCCAUUUUUCCUAUAGCCACUCAUGUGGCACGUGCCAGAGAAAGUGAAAAGUACUUUAUCGCCAUGGAUUAGACUGGG